This is a messenger RNA of Polistes canadensis, 2479 nucleotides long. RefSeq lists its product as uncharacterized. The record is from RefSeq and is a predicted model, not a curated record. The transcript has 2 exons. Gene Ontology annotation, molecular function: RNA polymerase II transcription regulatory region sequence-specific DNA binding; DNA-binding transcription factor activity, RNA polymerase II-specific; zinc ion binding. Gene Ontology annotation, cellular component: nucleus. Lineage: Eukaryota; Metazoa; Arthropoda; Insecta; Hymenoptera; Vespidae. The coding region runs from base 269 to 1780 and encodes 503 amino acids. Gene Ontology annotation, biological process: regulation of transcription by RNA polymerase II.
UUAACAUUAAAUUUUCUGUUCUUUUAUUUGUGAAUAAUUUAAAUUGUAGUAAUUAUUCACUCUUUCAACAUGACGGUUGCGCAUUUAGUGUCAUGAAUAAGCCUAUUAAUGCAUUUGAAAAUGUUGUGAGUGGCGCGCCCUAUAGUAAGUUUGUAUUUCUGGUUUAUAUGCGCUCUAUGUGUGUUCUUACAUGUUAAUUCACAAUAUUAUAAACAUAUUUAAGUUUAUUUAAAUCAUAGUAAAGUUAGAUUAGUUUAAAUAUUAUACAAUGGAAGAAGUUACAAAGUGUAGUUAUAUUAAUUGUCGUGAUCUUCUAGAAAAAGAACAAAUAUUUCAUGAAUUACCAGUAAGCGACAUUGAUUUAUGCAUUAAAUGGCUGAUAAACAGUGGCCACGAAUAUUUAAUCAAACACGAUUUUUCAACAUUAAGACCAAUGAAAUUUUUUGUAUGUAGUAAUCAUUUUAAAAGCGACUCUUAUUUAGCCAAAGGAACGCUGAAAGAAAAUGCUAUACCCCAGCCUUAUUGGCAUUAUAAAAGAAGAAUUAAUGAUUUAUCUUAUUUUAAAGAGCAAAAUGGAAAUGCAACAAACAAUAAUAUUCUUGAAGAAAGGUGGUGUAGAACAUGUGCUACGAAAAGAAGUAAUGUAGUUAAUAUGACAUUAAAGAAAAGAAACACUGAAAUGAGUCUUCUUUCAAAACUAAAAUUAUUGAUAGAGAUUGAUGAUGAAGAUACAUUACCAUUAAACAUGUGCUAUGAUUGUGUGAAGAAAUUAGAACAAUCAUUUCAAUUUUUUCAACAAAUUUAUAUAGCUGACAAUACACUGCGUCACAUUUUUCCUAAAGAACAAUUGGAUAAUGAUUGCUAUGGUAUAACGAUAGAUAGAGUAGAUGGUUCUGUUAGCGAUAUAGAAUUUGACCCAAUAUUACAAUCUAAUGAAGAUGAUCAAUUAUCGAUAAAAUCUAAAUUGUUAGAUACCAAAGGAAAUGAAAGAUCUUUAUCUAAGGUUUCAAAAAAAGAAACAUUUUUGGAAGAUACAUCUACCAGCAUUAAGUAUGGCACUGUAUUUUCAUUACUUACGGAUACCUGCCAAACUGAUGAAGAACUUCGUUGGAUAGAUGUUUUAAAUGCGAUAGAACGUCAGAAGGUUGCAUGUUUUCAAAAAAAAGUAUUUCCAAGUAAAAUUAAAAUAUCUUGCGAAUUCUGUAUUAGUAAGUUUACAUUAAGACGUCAAUUGAAAACGCAUUUGAUUAAUAAUCAUUCUAAAGAAGUUAGAACUAUGUGUAUGGAUUGUUUAAUCUACUUUGAGGAUGAAUUGUUUCUCUUAGAGCAUCGUGCUAUUGUACACCAUGAUGAUCAAUUACAUCGAUGCGAUUAUUGUCAGAAAUGUUUCACCAGAAAAAGAGGUUUGAGACUUCAUAUUACUAGAUCACAUGCUAGAAAAAGAUCUUAUUCGUGUGAUGUGUGUCAACAAAAAUUUGUAUCAAAACAAUAUUUAACCCUGCAUAUUGAAAGUGGCCAUUCAUGUGCUAAUAUAAAAAAAGAAAAACAACUUAACGAAAAAACUCAAAAUGUAUGCAUGAUUAAUUUUGAUGUCAAUACUAAUCAACCCAACGAUUUAAAGACGUCUCCUAUAAAAGAACAGAAAAUAGUAGAUACAUCUAUUAAUAAAGAUUUUAAUCAUAUAGAAUUAUCUCCUAUUUCUUGUCCUAACAAUGAAUCACAAUCCAUGCAUUUAGAAAAUACUGUUAAUUCUGUCGUUGAAGACCUUAUGGAAAGUUAAUGCUUUAUAUACUUCAUGUGUUUGUGUAUAUUUAUGAGAAUGUGUGUGGAUCUUUAUGACAAGAAAAAAUAGAUGUAAAUUAAAGAGAUAUUUGAAAUCUUGCAAUAAAUAUCCAGUGUGAUAAUUUAACAUUACAAAAAAACAAAUAUCAAACGUAAGUUAUAUCGUUAUAGCUAUUUAAAACAUAUGUUCCAGCAUUAUAUAUAUUAUCUAUCAUUCUAUUAUAAUUAAAUAUAUUAUAUAUCUUUCGUGUUUUCCUUUUUAAUAAUGCAAAUGUUCAUAAAUAGAACUUCGAUGAAUGGAUAAAUUUUCAAUAUAAUUCAAUUUUUAAUAAUAAUUUCAAUUUCUCUGUCUUUGUAUUUAUGUAUCAUUUCUUUUUGUUUAAUAAGAAGAGAAUAAAAAAAUGUUGUAGUUAGCUGUUUUUUUUUAAUAAAAAAGAAAUUUGUAUCAUUUGUUUCAAGGGUACGGCAUUUUUAUAGACAUUUACUUCAAUAUAGGUUUCAUUGUUUUUGAUUAAAAACAUUUUUAAUUUAACCUUCAUAUUACGUUCUAUUAGACAAAGAAAGAUUUAACAUUGUAAAUAAUGCUAGUUUGUUAAACAUAAAGUGGUAAAAAAUAUUUCUUUUUCUUCUUUCAGAAUUAUGUAUGUCAAAAUUUAAAAAUAUAGCCUAUGCUAGUUAAUAAUAUUUUUUUCAUUUC